GAGUUUCCUUUCUCCAUCCAUCCUGAGUGUGAACCAAACAUUAGACGCCGCUGCUUGGCAACCAAAUCUUAUUCUGAUGUAAUUAAUUGCUUAACAUUAUUAGAAUUUCGUUUUUAUCGUAAAUUUAGUUUAAAAUUUGAAAUAAAGGCUUAAUUAUACGUAAGGUAAGCUCAUGAAAGGAGUGAUUAGAGAUGUGUAAUGGGUAAACAGUGAAGCCAAGGUCAGUUGUUCCGGACACAGUGUUGACUCAGCUGGGCCGCCACCAUGACCUCCCUCCCUGCACGACUCUUUAAAUUUACUCCAAGAAUCACUUCAGUAAUCCCAAGGUAUAAAUCUACAGCGUCUGGAUAUGCCAAGGAGGAAUACUCAGCAGAUAAACAAACCCAUUUUGGUUUUGAGAAUGUGUCACAAGACCAAAAGGCUGAGAAAGUUCACGGAGUGUUUGAGAAUGUGGCCAGUAGUUAUGACCUGAUGAAUGACCUCAUGUCUGGCGGAGUUCACCGGGUGUGGAAGGACUACUUCAUGUCUCGGGUACAGCCCAGACCCAACACCAAGCUGCUGGAUGUUGCAGGAGGGACCGGUGACAUUGCUUUCCGCUUUAUCCAACACGUACUUCAUAGUCACAGGGGAGGGAAGACCUUGAGAAACUCUUGGGAAGAACCAGAUGAUGCCACCUCACCUUCAGGGUCACAGAAAGCUGAUGAUAGCCUGCCACCAUAUGAGAUUACAGUGUGUGAUAUAAGUCAGAAUAUGUUGGAUGUUGGCCAGACACGAGCCAAGGAGCUGGGUUAUAAGGGGAUCACUUGGGUGUGUGGAGAUGCCCUGAAGCUUCCAUUUCCCAAUGACGAGUUUGAUUGUUACACCAUCGCUUUUGGCAUCAGGAAUGUGGUGGAUGUUGAGAAGGCCUUAAUAGAAGCAUAUAGGGUACUCAAACCCGGAGGAAGGUUCAUGUGUCUUGAGUUCAGCCACGUCAAGAACCCAGCAGUGAGAUGGAUUUAUGAUCAGUAUUCCUUCAACAUGAUCCCAGCCAUGGGACAGGUGGUGGCGGGUGACUGGAAGAGUUACCAGUACUUGGUGGAGAGUAUUCGCAAGUUUCCCGAUCAGGAGAGCUUUAAAGAGAUGAUUGAGGAUGUGGGCUUCAGAAACACCAGCUACCUGAACCUAACAUUUGGAGUGAGUGCCAUCCACAGUGGUUUUAAGAUAUAAUAAUGCCUUCAUACCUUUGUACAUUUUGGUGAUGUCAUUUUGAGAAAAGUGUAAUGAAGAAGACUUGUGAAUAUAUUUCUUUCAUUCUUUGUAAUAUGUUUUGUAGAAAGUGGUUUAACGACUUGUACAGUACAUAGAAGAUAUUGACUUUAAUAAAUGUUUAUUUAUAGUACUGACUGUUUCUAGAAUACAAAUAAGACAGGUUUUCAUUGACCAAAAUGUUUUUGGGAAAUUAAUUCAAAGUCAUACUGUUUUAAUUUUAAACAAAUACUGUAUACUGAAGCACUUUUGAUAUGAUCACUGUAUUUUGCCAUUGUAAAUAAAUUCAAUAUCAUAACUAUAUGUAAUAUGUAUAACAGGUAUUAGGUAGAUGAAACAGGUGUUGGUGUAGAUGAUUAAACUGACAUGUUUCUUGUCAUGCUUCAGAGUGACUUGGUAUAUGUGUUGAUGCUCUCUGACAUUCAUAAAUAUACUUAUCUUUUAUGCCUUACCAAAGAACUUAAAAAUUUGGAUGAUAAUCUGAAAACGGAUAAAAAACGAUUAUAUUUACCAAAAAGGCAGAGCUUGCAACUUAUUGCUGCACUGAACCAUCUGUUUGAAAUAUUUAUAUUAUUGCACUCAGGAAUAUAAGUAUAUGUAAUUUAUUUUAUGUCACACUGUAGUUAACUUCUAAAUAUAUGAAUGAUGGUGUUGAUAUGAACUAACAUAAAGAGAGUAUAUUCACAUAUCACAUGUUAAUGACUAUAAUACAAACAGUGUGUGUUCAGGUAGUGUUCAGUGCUAAGUAAAGAGGAGUCAAGACCUCACUAAUUCCUGAUGGUCAACUUCAAUACGUAUUCAAAUAUCAUUUGAGGUUUAUAUAUACAGUCAACCCUCGCUUUACGCGGUCCCACAUUCCGCGUUUCCACGUUUACGCGGUACCCUGCCGAAACCGGAAUGCUCACAUUCCGAGGUGCGUGUACCCCUUUACGCGGAGAGUGGCUGGCGAGCCACGCCAUUUUUGGUUCCAAACCUCCUGCCAUCUCUCCCGCCCUCUCCCGCCAUCCGCCAUGUUGUGUAAGCGGCGCGAGCAGGGUGUGCACAAGGUCGCCCAGUCAUCAAAACAUUACCGAGUUCUUCACC
This is a messenger RNA of Homarus americanus (American lobster), 2328 nucleotides long. RefSeq names its product 2-methoxy-6-polyprenyl-1,4-benzoquinol methylase, mitochondrial-like (gene Coq5). Lineage: Eukaryota; Metazoa; Arthropoda; Malacostraca; Decapoda; Nephropidae. The record is from RefSeq and is a predicted model, not a curated record. The transcript is spliced from 7 exons. Gene Ontology annotation, biological process: ubiquinone biosynthetic process. The coding region runs from base 265 to 1206 and encodes 313 amino acids. Gene Ontology annotation, molecular function: methyltransferase activity.